AUGGCCGCAGUCAACAAUGGAAAGUUCCAAAAGAAAGGGAACAACAACGGCAACGGCAAGUUCAAGAAGAAAGGACCGUGCUGGGAAUGUGGAGGUCCACACUUCAAAAGAGACUGCUGGGAACUACCUGAGAACUCGAGCAAGAGGCCGAAUGGAUGGGUUUCCAGAAAGAACAAAGGAGGAAGUACCGGAGAAGUCAGUGGAGCAACAGUGACUGGAUGGAAGGGGCACUUCAUCAUGUGUGCCGUCACAGAGCAGCUGUUUCCGGACACAAUGGAACUGUUGAACGAUCCGAACAUAUGGGUCGCUGACACAGCAGCUACCACUGACAUGACAAGGCACUCGAGUUGCAUGUUCGACAUGAAAAGUGCAAGCAAGAACGACUCAGCAAUCACGUCGAACGGGUCGUUAUCCAACGCAACAAAGCUUGGAAAACUCACGAUGAUGCAAUGCAACAAUCAAGGUAUUGAGCUUCGAAAAAUCAUGUUCGAAGAAGUCGCUGUUUGCCCGGAAUGCCCAUUCAACCUGGUGAGCAUUACCAAGCGACUGAUGAGCGGUGGCUGGAAACUGUCAGGCGACAGCAACUACAUCGCCAUCACAAAAGGAGAAAUGGAGCUCAG
Molecule: messenger RNA, 620 nt
Organism: Seminavis robusta
Lineage: Eukaryota; Bacillariophyta; Bacillariophyceae; Naviculales; Naviculaceae
Source: the annotation of a GenBank genome assembly